AUGCAGAGGGUGACCAAGACCAUUGCGCUUAUGGAAAAGGUUGUUAUGCUUGAUGAUCCUCAGUGUGAGCUAUUAUUACUUAGGGCAUGUACCGGAGUUUCUAAACUCUACUUUGCAUUACGCACUUGUCCUCCUAGUACUUUUGAGACGGCUCAGCGCACAUUCGACGGGGCUCUUCGAUCUUCUUUGGAGCGUAUUGUUACUGCUUCGGGGCUUAGGUUUGGUGAUUGGCAAUGGCGCCUUGCCACCUUACCAUUUGCGUUUGGAGGGCUUGGGUGUACUCCGCAGACGGGGCUAUCUGACUUUGUUCUUGGACAGGUUGUGGUUGAUGCGGCUCAUCGGAAACGGGUGAAGUAUGAAGCUAGUUGUCGGCUGAUUGGAUAUGGGUACAUUUUAUGUCUGAAUGGAGGAGCAGUGAGCUGGAAGAGUUCGAAACAAAGCACUGUCGCAUACUCUACGACAAAAUCUGAGUAUUUGGCUACGGUGGAAGCAACAAAGGAAGCAGUUUGGAUUAAGAAAUUCCUCACUAAACUAGACAUUGUAAUUAGUGCUCAAGAAGGAAUUGAGUUGUUUUGUGACAACAAUGGUGCCAUUGCUCAAUCAAAGGAGCCAAGGUCACAUUGCAAGUCCAAACAUGUAGAGAGAAAGUAUCAUAUUUGA
Molecule: messenger RNA, 660 nt
Organism: Chenopodium quinoa (quinoa)
Lineage: Eukaryota; Viridiplantae; Streptophyta; Magnoliopsida; Caryophyllales; Amaranthaceae
Exons: 3
Coding region: 1-660 (219 amino acids)
Source: RefSeq, a predicted model, not a curated record